Molecule: messenger RNA, 1181 nt
Organism: Musa acuminata AAA Group (dessert banana)
Lineage: Eukaryota; Viridiplantae; Streptophyta; Magnoliopsida; Zingiberales; Musaceae
Product: cyclin-T1-3-like
Exons: 7
Biological process (GO): positive regulation of DNA-templated transcription, elongation; regulation of transcription by RNA polymerase II
Cellular component (GO): cyclin/CDK positive transcription elongation factor complex; nucleus
Molecular function (GO): cyclin-dependent protein serine/threonine kinase activator activity
Source: RefSeq, a predicted model, not a curated record
GACCGAUCGAGCCCUAAUUCUCCGUCGCAGUUGCUCUCCGCCGCCGGCUGGCCGACGGACUGUCCGCCCCGAUCGAUCGAUCCGACCCAGCCUCUGCUCUCCUUCGCCUGCCUCAGCUCUCCUCCGCCUCCUGCCACAGAUACAGCAACGGAACCGACCCACCCGUGGCUGCUCUCCGCCGGACUCUUCGCCGCAUCUGCUGUUGUCGCCGGUUCUUCGCCGCCUCUCUGCCUUCCCCGCCUGCCGCCAGAGACAGCACCAAUACUGCUGUUGCAUUUGUUCAUAUAGUCAGCUUUAUCAGAUAUAUUUAAUUCGAAAGCAGGUCAACUUUUAGAGUGACUUACGUGGAUACCAUAAUUCAUAUGGCUGGGGAUCCUUCACAUCAUGAAUUGGUGGAGAUUAGUCCCUACAGGUUCUCCCAUGACAGGCAUGAAGAAGAUAAGUUGCCUGGAGCUACUUGGUAUUUAAGUCGUAGGGAUAUUGAAGAGAACUCUCCAUCUAGGAGAGAUGGCAUUGAUCUCAAGAAAGAAACUUAUCUUCGGAAGUCUUAUUGCACAUUUUUGCAAGAUCUAGGCAUGAGACUAAAAGUACCGCAAGUAACAAUAGCUACUGCAAUUGUAUUCUGUCACCGUUUUUUUCUUCGCCAAUCACAUGCAAAAAAUGAUAGGAGAACCAUUGCUACUGUUUGCAUGUUUUUGGCGGGAAAGGUGGAAGAAACUCCUCGACCAUUGAAGGACGUCAUUCUCGUUUCUUAUGAGAUUAUGCAUAAAAAGGAUCCUGCUGCAGUCCAAAGAAUCAAACAGAGGGAAGUAUAUGAACAGCAGAAAGAACUGAUUUUACUUGGGGAACGGUUGGUACUUGCAACUCUUGGUUUUGACUUAAAUGUGCAGCAUCCAUACAAGCCUCUUGUUGAAGCAAUAAAGAAGUUUAAGAUAGCUCAAAAUGCCCUUGCACAAGUUGCUUGGAAUUUUGUCAAUGAUGGGCUCCGUACUUCACUUUGCCUGCAAUUUAAGCCCCAUCAUAUAGCUGCUGGUGCCAUCUUCCUGGCUGCCAAGUUUCUAAAAGUAAAGCUUCCUUCAGAUGGUGAGAAGGUAUGGUGGCAGGAAUUUGAUGUUACUCCUCGACAGUUGGAAGAGAUUAGCAACCAAAUGUUGGAACUUUAUGAGCAAAACCGUCCGGCA